AGGUAUUCCUCCUCCUCGUUGCCAAUUGUCUCACCACCCACUCACUGUUCGCUCCAUUGCAUUCUUUCCUUUUCUCAAUUCAGUCGCUCAUUCUGCGCCUUUAUACCAAGAACCUUCAUUCUUCACAAUGUCCUGGUUGUUCGGUUCCUCCAAGCCCGAGAGCGCGCCCGCCGCAGCUCCCACCGAAUCCGGCGCCCCCGCCGAGAAGCCCAAGCCCUGCUGCGUCUGCAAGACCGAAAAGACCGCCCGCGACGACUGCAUGCUCUUCUCCAAGACCGACGACCCCACCCAGGAAUGCAAGUCGAUGAUUGACCAGUACAAGGCCUGCAUGGCCGGGUAUGGAUUCAAGGUCUAGAACGUUUUCCCCCCGGGGGGGCUGUUGUGCGGGGAGUGGCAUGUUUCUGGGGGCUGGGCGGGGAGAUUUUCCGGGCGCGUAUGUGAGAUCCUCCUCGACUCGGUGGUGGUUGUAUAACACGUGAAGGGAAUUGUUUUUGGGUACAGUAUUGGUACAUAGAAGGAGAAAGAGCGCUUGCCAACAUUUUCCUGGAGUUUUGGGGUCUGGGAGGCUUUGUUUUCUCCGAGGGGUUUCGCUUUGCUAUGGUCGUGUGUAUAUUAGAUAGAUCUUUUUUUCUCUGCUCGAAUGUUCUUCUCGUGGGCGGUUGUUUUUAGUAUCAUCUCCCCUUAUGCAGUGCAGU
Aspergillus japonicus CBS 114.51 is the source of this 695-nucleotide messenger RNA. Its product is annotated as copper metallochaperone COX17. The coding region runs from base 128 to 355 and encodes 75 amino acids. Gene Ontology annotation, cellular component: mitochondrial intermembrane space. Gene Ontology annotation, biological process: mitochondrial respiratory chain complex IV assembly. NCBI's taxonomy places the organism in Eukaryota, Fungi, Ascomycota, Eurotiomycetes, Eurotiales, Aspergillaceae. The transcript has 3 exons. Gene Ontology annotation, molecular function: copper ion binding; copper chaperone activity. The record is from RefSeq and is a predicted model, not a curated record.